Puntigrus tetrazona (Sumatra barb) is the source of this 2554-nucleotide messenger RNA. It is a transcript of the gene trim45, whose product is annotated as tripartite motif containing 45. Gene Ontology annotation, cellular component: nucleoplasm; chromatin. Gene Ontology annotation, molecular function: protein binding; ubiquitin-protein transferase activity; zinc ion binding. NCBI's taxonomy places the organism in Eukaryota, Metazoa, Chordata, Actinopteri, Cypriniformes, Cyprinidae. The coding region runs from base 187 to 1941 and encodes 584 amino acids. Gene Ontology annotation, biological process: positive regulation of DNA-templated transcription. The transcript has 6 exons. The record is from RefSeq and is a predicted model, not a curated record.
AAACGCGCACGCAUAAUAUGAUUGGACGAAGAGACGCGUUCUCAAAUAACGCAAGCGAAAAAGUUAACUCUCUCACAAGUUUGGUGCGAGUUGCAUGUUUAGAAAAUGACUAGAUUUGCCAAAUAUUAGCCGUUUAGAGUACAGCUUCGGUAUAAACUCGCGUUAUAGUAAAAUAGAAACACUGCGAUGUCGCUCUGCAAAGAGCGGUUAGUUCCUGAAGAAAAGCCAGAAGCAGUAUUAGGUAAAAGCAAUGGGGACACUGGGAAGAAGUCCAAAGCGGUGUGUGGUGUUUGCAGUCGGAUGUAUCGAGACCCUAAAAUCCUGCCCUGCUUGCACACGUUCUGCGCGGACUGCAUUCGCCAGCGCGAGCCGUUCUCUGAGCGUCGCGUAAACGGGGAACGACGCUCGCCGGAGGAUGACACGCACGGGCGCAACGCCGGCUCGACGAUCCUGUGUCCCGAGUGCGAUUCAGAGGUGGAUCUGCCCCCAUCGGGCGUGGACGGGCUGACCACUGACCAUCUCGCACUGGACGAGGUUUUCGCGGAGACGCUGCUGGUGGGCUGCAGGGUUUUGUGCGACUUGUGCAGCGACAGCGAUAGCGACGCGGGGAAGCGCUGCGAGGUGUGCUGCGUCAACCUCUGCGACUUCUGCAGUCAGGCCCACAGGAGACAGAAGAGGACCUCUUCUCACUCUAUCCAAAGCCUACAGGAGCUGAAGUCUCAGGGUCGUCUCUCUAGACCCGUCCUGUGCUCGCUUCAUCCAGGCCAGGAGUUGCGUCUCUUCUGUGAGCUGUGUGACCUCACUGUGUGCCUGGAGUGUGCGGCCACCUUUCACCGCGACCACCACUGCAGCUCUGCCCACGAAGUCAUCAGCCAUCAUGGCGAUCGCAUCAGAGAUCUGGUGGUCGGGAGCUUAAGGCCUCGUCUCGCCCGUCUGGAGGAGUCUCUGAGACGCUUGGACACAUCCCAAGAGGCGCUGCAGGCACGGGCUGAUACGUUGGCUGGUGAGAUCCGGGCGUUUGCUCGGAGCUAUGCCAGCGCGGUGGAGGCACAUUGCUGCUCACUGCUGCGGUCACUGGAGGACUUAAAGUUGCAGCGCAGGAAUCAACUCAAUCUGCAGAAGGCUCAGCUGCAGCAGGCCCUAUCUGAUGUCCGAGGUGGGGUGGACUUCGCCGAACGCUUGCUCACAUGUGGUUCUGAUGCUGAAAUCCUCAGUGCCAAAGGAGUUACUAUGAGGAGACUGAUGAACCUCGUGGAGGCAGGAUUCGACCCACACCCAACGACGGUUGCCCCUGAUAAUGCCAGCCGCAUUUGUUUCCUUCCUCAAGAGAGCGCUGGAGAGGUGCAGGGAUUUCCGGUGGUAGGAGUCAUACAUACCAAGACUGUGGAUCCCAGCAAGUGCACGAUCCAGGGAGAAGGUGUGGAACGGGGUCGUGAAGGUCAGAGGGGAGAGUUCACUCUGGUUUGCCGGGACUCCUCCGGAGAGCAGAUGGGCCGAGGUGGAGACCCUGUGCUGGUCAGCAUAGUGCACAAGGAGAGGAAGGGCUGCUCUGUGGAGGCAGCUGUGGUGGAUAAGGCAGAUGGUUCCUAUGGUGUGUCCUACACCCCGGCUGAAGCAGGUCUCUACUCCGUGUGGGUCUGUGUUAAAGCCCAGCACGUCCAGGGUUCACCGUUUGUGCUAAAUGUGAAAAGGAAGUUCAGACGUCAUCAUGGCGUAUUCCAUUGUUGUUCUUUCUGCUCAAGUGGGGGCGCUAAAGAGGCGCGCUGCGGCUGCACAGGAAUUAUGCCAGGAGGGUUUCAGGGUUGUGGCCAUGGUCAUAAGGGACAUCCCGGUAAGCCCCACUGGUCGUGUUGUGGGAGUGUAGUGGAGGCCUCAGAGUGUGUUCUACAUAACCUGGGCAGCGUUUCUCCUCGUGGACACCUCAGGACCGUGGAGCUCUGAGAGCAAAUAUGCUCUGAUCAACAUAACCAUAAACCCAUAAACAUACUUGAAUCUUCUCAACCAGCCUGCGUGAAAAAAAAUCACACAAAAAACACGUGUUGUGUUCAAGUGCCAACGCUAAAUACUUUACACGCUACGCUAUCAGAAUUGUAAAGAUAUACACAUUUAGAACUAGUUAUUUUUAAUCGUAGUCCAUUUUUAAUUUCUGUGGCAUCAUAUUGUACCACAUUUUAUCACGAUCAGCGUGAUUUAAAGAAAUAUUGUAUGCAGUACUGUUUUAUGUUUCAUCUUUAAUAAUAAUCAGCAUGUUUCCUUUUUAUUUUAUCCAGUUAUUUGAGCAAUAAGUUACGAGUUAAUAUAUUUUUACAUGUGUGCAUGACUCCAAAGGCUGCGGCUGUCAUUGUAUUCAUCCAUCACUUUUCUCUUGUCUUUGUGUAUGCUGUAUUGGUUCCACAGGUGAAACAACAUUUACCUCUCCACUUCUGUGGCUACGAAACUGCCAUUUUGAAGACUGUUUUUUUUAUUCGUUGUUAAUGUGACGUGUUUUGCACCGUGAAUACUGUGUAGUGUGAUCUAUAAAACAUCCAUGACAAAAUGUGCAUCUUUUUACACA